This is a messenger RNA of Blepharisma stoltei, 2889 nucleotides long. The record is from the annotation of a GenBank genome assembly. Lineage: Eukaryota; Ciliophora; Heterotrichea; Heterotrichida; Blepharismidae.
AUGAACUCUCAUAGUGAGCUUAAAUUUAACCCACAAGGAGUUAUGGGGAGAAUGGAAUGAUUUAGAGAUUUAAGAAGAAUCUUUAAUAAAUUUGGAAUACAAGAAAACAAAAACUCCGAAAAUGACAUAGAUUCAAUUCAAAAAAUUCAAUUAUUAGAAGAGCUUAAUAAUCGAGCUCACAAGUUCGAGCUACAAUCUCCUUCUGAUAUUGAUGCUAACUCGCCCCUUUAAGACGAGCAAAAAUUAUAUAUGAUAGCAUAGUUCAUCCUAUUAAAUUUUAGACAGUACAAAUUAAAUUAAUUUUUUUCCCAUGUAUUUGCUAAUUGGAAUUUUGAAAAAAAAAUUUAAUAUACAAAGUUUUAUCCAACUAAAGAGCAGUGAAGAAAUUUUUACUCAUUCUAAAAGGGGUAAUAACUCAACAACAUAUUUUAGCUUUGAAGAAGUCUUAAACUGUCUAAAAUCGUCUGAUUCUAAAAUUUUGACAUGAGACAAAGUCAUUGAUUUGCUGAUAUCAUUAUCAGUCACACUAAAAAGCAAAAAAACCCAGAGAAAACCUGAUAAAAGUUACUAUAGAAAUCCUUCAAUAGAUAUAGAAAAUCCUCAGCAAAUAGAAGUAACACCUUAUACGAUAGAUGAACUUUCAAGUAUUCUAGAUCAAGCAAAUGCUCCGCCCAAGCCGUAUCAUGGAUGCUUAUCGUUAAAAGAUUUAAGGACCCCUAUUAAAAGCUUUAGGGAAACUCCAGAUGAUAGAAUUAAUAAUACACUUUCUCGAUGCUCUAGUUCAAUAAAACUCUUGUGCAGUGAAAUCGAAAACUAUGAGAAAAUAAACUCACUCACCCCUUUUAAAUUGGAACAAAAUGCAGGAAAAAUUUCCUUAUUUUGGGUAUUUAACCCCCUUCAAAUUGGAAACAUUUUUUUAAAUAGGAAAUCUUAUAAGUGAAAAUCUAAUUUUAUAAAAUUAUUUUUGACCUAAUUAAUUGGUAAAAGUAGAAUAUUAUUUAAACAGUUUUUACACUGAAUUAAUUAAAUUUUCAAUUAUAAAUUCAUAAAAUAAAUUAAAAUUCAAAAAGAUUGCAUUCAAUUUAUAUUUUUUUAUUUUUAAAACAAUAAUUAACCCGAAACAGGAUUUUUUGUUCCAAUUUCAAAGGGAGGGGAGCCAGGGAAUUCUUAUGAUUUAAGUUUUCCUGGAAAUAAAAGCUCUAUUGUCCCAGAAGCAAAAUUAAGAAAAUAUGGGAAUUCACUAUUAUAUCUAAGUUUGGCUGGGAAUUUAUUGACUCAUACAAAAUGGGAGUUUCCUGAAUCGCUGAUAAUUUUGAAUUUAGCUUCAAAUGAAAUCCAAGAAUUUAGUAUGUCCAAAAGCUUGCCAAGCCUAAAAUUAUUGAACUUAAGCAAUAAUAGAAUUAGAACUAUUGGAACUUUGCCAAGGAUUAAAGAAAUAAUUGAGCUUUAUGCAGGCUAUAAUUGCUUAACUUCAGUAAGUACCUUAUGCAAGCUAGAAAAACUUAAAAUUUUAGAUAUCCAGCAUAACUCGAUAUCAAACUUUGAAGAUAUUGCGAUAUUAUCAAUAAAUCCAAAGCUCACAACUAUGAAUAUAAAAGGAAAUCCUAUAGAAUCUCGACUUAAUUUUCAAGAGUCAAUAAAAAUAACUCUACCGAAAGUUUACAACUUAAACCCUACAAGUAUUUUUGAAUUUUCUGAAUUUAAAGAUUUUGGAUAUAUGCCUUUUAUUCCACUCAAAAAACCUCCAGAGCACUCUAAGCCAUAUCGUCCAAUAGGCCCAGAUUCUUCUAUAAAAGAGAAUUUUUCCAUUGAAACUCCUCGGCCAUUAACGCCUGUAAAACCUCAAAGUGUUUCUUAUUCCCUCAACAGUUCAAAAAUCCAAGAAAGUUUUAUAAGUCUAUCAGAGAGAACCAAGAUUGCAGCUGCCCCUCAAGCUUCUUUUCGUAGCACAAAGCAUGAUGAAGAAGAGUUUGAAACCCCUAUAAAUUUCUCACUCCCCCUCCGUGAGCAAAAAAAAAAUUGGACACUCACAGGGCUUAUUUUUUUUUUUAAAAAACUUAUAAAUUAUUUUGUAGUAAAUUUUUUUUCGAAAUUUGAAAAAAUCCCAAUUCGCAAUAUUUAGAGCAAAUAUAAUUUAAUUUGCAAAAUUAUGUUUUAAAAUGCAAUUUGUUUAAAAUUAAACAGGAUUAGCUCGAGACUUCAUUAUACUAAUUAUCAGUUAUAUAUCAAAAUUUUUUUUUAUAAGAAAUUAUUUGUUCGCUUACUGAUGGUGGGUUUUUAGGCAAAAAUAAGGGAUUUUUCAAAUGUUUUUGUUCGCUCAUGGAGGGGGAGUCAGAAAUUCCUUUUCAAAUUCCAACACCUAGGAGUGAAGAAUUUCCAUCAAGGCAAAGAUCUCAAUCAGUGACUAAAAUUUCUAUGGCUAAUUCAAUGAGCCAGAUGCCGGCCAAUAAAUAUUUAGUAUCACAAGGACACAAUACGGAAAUUAAUUCAGCCCAACAUAAUAAAAGUGAUGUUGAGAGUUCUUACAAUUCAAUGCCUCAGGCAAAGACACUUUCUAAACUAUUUGAGAGUUCCAGAAAUAAAAACAAAGAAGAUGCAUAUGAAGAAAUGAUGAGCUUUAUGUCACAAGCUGAAAAUAGAAUUAAAAAGGAGCCAGAAAUAAAAGAAAAUUUCAUUGAAAGUGCUAUUAAUGCAGCAUCAGCCCCUAUUUUAAAAUUCAAAAAUGAAUAUGGGAUUAGACCUGUAAAGGUAAACUAUGGAAAUCCAGAAGCUGCAUUAAUGAUUGGACCACCUGCUAUAAAACCUCAAGUAAAGCAAAAACAGUCUGAAAGUGCUUAUGACAGGACCCAGUAUGAAGGGAUAAGAGCCAAAGGAAAUUCUAUGAUGUAA